UAGCUUUAAACCGUAGCUGAUAAUCAGCCAAUCAUAACACAGUUGUUGGUCAUAUGACAUGAAUCGAUAAAUUUUCUCUACUUGUAAGGUAUUCAUUAUCGCUUUGGAUUUACUAACAGCAGAGGCAAAUAUUAAAUAUGGCAUCAACAAAUAAAGAAUUACCUGAAUAUGUUGAAACAGACAACGCAAGUCUUCUAUAUAUUAAAGAAAUUAAAGAAGAGGAAACGGGCGAGUCAUUGAGAUACGUUGCUUGCUCAGAGAAAACAUAUAAUGUGUGUUAUCCACCUGAAAAGCCUCAAGUACGGUAUACAUUAAGUUUCAGCAAAAGACAGGAUCUAGGUUUCGAGCACUAUCAAUGUUCUCAAAAUAAAAAUGACUUAGGUUCUGGGUCAGAUUCUGGUGAAGAAGAAAAUAGCCCUUACGGCUCACCGGAAGCAAUUGCGCCGUCAGGAAGAAAACCAAAGGCAGUGGUAUCAAUGCGACAAAGACCUGACUAUGAUUACUAUGCGUUUGCAGCAUACACUGAACAAAAACGACCUGUAGUUAUGGCAAACGAGAAUAUAAGACAGCAGGAUAGUGAACCAUAUGCAAACGAAGAGACAUGCAUAAACGGAAACGGUACUCUUGCCUUAUCCGGAUCCUCUACAGAAACAACAACACCUUUAUACAAAAGGAAUGGUUAUUGUUUGGCGCCCCUGGGCGAAAUGACAACACAGUCCAAUGAUACAAGCAAGAUCUACACCAAACGACUUGAACCAUUCAACCGUCUUCCUACAAAAGAUAAGUUUGAGGAUGUUAAUAUGCGUCUUGCAACCUUCUUCGAACAGGUAGAUUGGCCACAUACAUAUCCAACUGCUGAAAUGAUGGCCAGUGCAGGUUUUAUUUUCAAAGGUGUAUAUACAGUGAACGAGACGACGACAAUUUAUGACAUGGUUGAAUGCUACAAGUGUGGAGGGACGCUUUAUGGGUUCACAGAAACGGAUGAUCCCGCUGAAGAACACAGAUCGCAUUAUCCAAAUUGUAAUUGAAAAAGAUAGAAUAGCAGCAUGCUUGACAAAUAAAUUGUUGGCGGAAAGGAACAUCCAAUUUCUAAUGCUUACAAUAUCGGUUAUGUAGCUGGGAAUGCAGUACGAUUAUAUGCGUAUUAAAUGAAUUAAUUUUAACGAAAUUAAUAACAAAGAACGAAUGGCAGUCACUAUUGUGAUUUUCUUGAAUAUAUAAUCACAUAAUAUACGAUUAAACAGUCAAUAAGUAUUGUAUCAUUGGCUUAAUUAUCUGCAAGCAGCCAUGAUUACAGAUGUACGAUGAAAUAAUCUAGUUGCAACUAAAAAAAUCCAAAUACGUGUUGAAUCAGAUAUGGAUGAAACAUUCGAUGUCAAUUAUCUAAGUAAUGUAACUGCUUGAGUGUACAUGAUUUUUACAAAUAGCACAUCGAUAACACAAACGUUUAUUGAUCUAAACUGUUGAUACGAUUAAUUAUCAAUAUUGUUAUUUUAUAUGCACUACCUGUAGACUGGUAUGAUACACUACAUAAAGAAAUCUAUUUGAAAUGUAUCAGAUAGACUUUAGGUCAAAUAUAUUUAUAUAAUUUUAUAAGCAUUACCAAGUUUCGAUUUCCUUUUUUUCAGAUUUCCCAAAACCGUUAUGUAGCUAAUGACAUUGUUAAGGCUAAUUACUAGCCAUUUGCAUGUUUAUUGUUUAUUAAAUCAUAAUCCAAAUUCGGCAGUUUGGAACCAGCACUAAAAUAUAUGUAUUAAUCUAAUUAUGUAGAUGCGACAAACUAUAUAACUCCACCGCCGAAAUUAUAUUGCACCUGAGUGUAUUCUUUUUACAUGUCACACCAACCAGUUAACGGUUAAAAAUGAAAAUGGUUCAACAGUGUAGGUCUCAAAUUGUGACCUACGUUUGAUUAUGGUGUAGAUUUAUGUUUAAAUUAACUAUUGAAUAUUUCAUCAAUAUUUUACCAUCAUUACUUUUUUGUGUUUGAAAAGAAGAAGAAAUAACCAAUGUUUAUAAACUGCCUACCAAGUUUAUUGUGAGGGCUUUUUUUAUCGAUUUCUUUACAAACAAUUGGUUCUAUUGAUUUAGAUAGUUUUUUGUUUAAAAGCUACAUAACAUGACAAAUGCUCUUACCACCAAUUGUAAAUGGCUGUAAAUAAAAAAUAUAUGUGAAUAUAUAUGUAGUCCUUAAAUCUCCGAAAUCUUCUCACAAUACAUUACGGUAUAUACAGACAUACGUUUUGCAGUGGUUUUCAAAUCUGUGUGUGUUUGUCCUCUUUUGUAAACAGUUUUAAAAUGUAUAGUUUUUUUCAAUGUUUAUUUUGCAAAUAAGUGUAUCUUUUAAAAUGACCAGUCUGUUUCAAAGCUUUAAUGCAAAUAAGUAUAUCUUUUAAAAUGUAUAGUCUGUUUCAAAGAUUUUUUGCGAAUAAGAAUAUCUUUUAAAGUGUAUAGUCUGUCCCAAAGCUUUUUAUGUAUGAGUAUGUUUAUUAUGUAUGGAAUAGUUAGCAAUUGAUAUCAUGUGACUUAUGUUCUUGUAUAUAUUGUAAAUAUGUUCCCUCAUGGACCAGUCUGGUCUACUGGCUUUGUGAAAUAAAGAUACAAAAGAUAGAGAUAUUCCAAGAAUAGAUUUAGUAGAAAUAAUGUUAUAUAUAAUGUCUUGAAGUAUCCUGUAAAUAAUUCUUUAAUUCAAUGAUAUGUGUUUGUAU
Molecule: messenger RNA, 2705 nt
Organism: Ruditapes philippinarum (Manila clam)
Lineage: Eukaryota; Metazoa; Mollusca; Bivalvia; Venerida; Veneridae
Exons: 4
Coding region: 138-1028 (296 amino acids)
Source: RefSeq, a predicted model, not a curated record